Molecule: messenger RNA, 1679 nt
Organism: Camellia sinensis
Lineage: Eukaryota; Viridiplantae; Streptophyta; Magnoliopsida; Ericales; Theaceae
Product: zinc finger protein GIS2
Biological process (GO): trichome morphogenesis; trichome differentiation; cytokinin-activated signaling pathway
Cellular component (GO): nucleus
Molecular function (GO): DNA-binding transcription factor activity; transcription cis-regulatory region binding
Source: RefSeq, a predicted model, not a curated record
UGUUUAGAGGUGCAAUGCAUCGUCAAAAAACCAAUUGAGUUUACUAUAAAAGGAAGAGAGGCAAAACCAAAGAUCUGUGUGUUAGUACAAGAAAAGAAAAAAACAAAAACAAAAACAAAAUUUGUUUUCUCAUUUUCAGAGAUAUGGAAAAAGAUGUCUCAAAUCUUCUUUCUCCAACAUGGGAUGGAGAUAAUGAAUCCUCUUCUUCUAAAUCCUGUGGUGAGAAGAAGCUGAGAUUGUUUGGAUUUGAGCUUGAUCCAUACAAGAUUAAUGGUGAGAUCUCCAUGAAAGGGUCUGCCGAAGGGCCUGAUCUUGAAAGCGUAAAUUCAUCAACCAUAGUUUCACAUGAUCAGAAAAGCAGGAAAGGUGAUGCAGCAGAGGAGAAGAAGUUCGAGUGCCAAUACUGUUUCAAAGAGUUUGCAAACUCACAGGCAUUGGGGGGUCACCAAAAUGCCCACAAGAAGGAAAGAUUGAAGAAGAAGAGGUUGCAGCUUCAAGCAAGAAAGGCCAGCAUCAAUUGUUAUCUUCAGCCUUAUCAAAACAGCCAUGGUUUUGCUUACCAUGGCUCGAGUGCUCCAUGGUUUUACGAUCCAUCUUGUUAUGCUCCUGAUUUUUGUCACUAUGAGGAGCCCCAAAUUAGUUUUUGUCGACUCAAGCAAGGUAGCAAUCUCUACAAGUCCCAAGUGUCAAACCGGUAUGCCCUGCCUGGUCAGAUGGUACCGUUCCAACAGGACACUUGUGUGUUCACCCUGACACAGACUGACCGGUCGGGGGAGAGCCAGCCAAUCAUCUUCAAUCCUUCCCUGUUUCCUGAUUCAAAGCAACACUGUAAAACUUUGGAUCUUCAAUUGGGUUGAGAAAUGGGGGGAUAGAUUCCCGUUACCAGUGUUCCUUUUCUAAAUCCUUAUACAGCCUUUACCGAGCCUUCCUCUUCUAUUACCAAGACUAUCCAUCAAGUUUUCUCAUCUUCUUCUCGCUGAACUGAUGAAAGAAUAUGUCCAAGGCCUCACGAUUUGAUCAAUAUUUGGUCCUUUCUGAUACAAUCUUUCAAAUUCAUUAAUGACUUCCUUACACAAAGCAAAACUUGAUCUCAUACAUAUAUAUAGUGCUUGUCCAUUACAAUUAUGCAACCAUGUUAUGCAAAUAAAGGUUGCAUAUGUACCGAACCAAACCAAACUAAGCUUGUGUCACAAUCAAGUAGGGUCAGUUACAUGACUUUUUUUUUUCUUCAUUAUGCUCUCAAGGGUUAUAUGCACAGUAAAAUUAAAUAAAUUCAUAUCUUUUUUCUUAUACUGCCCUGCAUGCAGAGUCAAGUCCAGACAGAGGCAAUCGGGUUGAGGCAGUGAAAACCAACUGGUAAAAGUUGAACAGUUUGUGAUUUUGUUGCUGGAAGUCAAGAUUUGAUCUCAACUUGUUCACACACACACACACACACACACAUACACACAUGUAUUGAUGUAUUGCUGUUUAGCACUUAUUGAAAUUGUGUAAUUGACUGUUUGUCAAGCAUGAUUGAUAAGGGAAAAAACUCGCAACAUGGUAGCAAAGUUCCCAAUUAAUUUUUAUUGUCUUUAUGUGAUGUCCUCCAGAGCACCCUGGAAGUUUGUUUUUCUCAUGUUUGUUAACCUUUUCUAUGGUAGGACAUUUGAAAAAUAUUAGAUAACGGAUUGACGAGUCCA